This is a messenger RNA of Fraxinus pennsylvanica, 534 nucleotides long. Lineage: Eukaryota; Viridiplantae; Streptophyta; Magnoliopsida; Lamiales; Oleaceae. The record is from the annotation of a GenBank genome assembly.
AUGGCUUCUACACCAGGGCAGAUGAGUGUGGUAGUGGCUUUUCUAGGCCUGGUUUCCUUCAUUUUUGGAGUGAUUGCAGAAAAUAAGAAGCCGCCCUCUGGGGAAGCAAUUACUGGGAGAGGAGUAGUCAUCUGUAAAUAUCCAUAUGAUCCAUCAAUUGUUUUCGGAUAUAUUUCAUUUGCAUUUCUUGCAGCCUCCACAAUUGCUGGAUAUUACUCUUUGUUUUACCCAUACAAAGAGAAAUCUAUCCCACAAGCUGAAUUCUUCUCCAACUGCUGGUGCUCUUCAUUCUUCAAUGUUGCAUUGGCUACAACAGGCUUGGCUGCGACAUUCCUCUUAUGGCCUACAAUCACAGAACAACUUCACCACACAAACAAUAUCCAUUCCAAUCUCGAUUAUAAUUGUCCAACUGCUAAGACUGGUCUAUUCGGUGGUGGUGCACUCUUGUCCCUCAGCGCGAGCCUUUUCUGGUUGGUGUCUCUGAUGCUAGCUAACAAUGUGCAUGAAGACUACUUCGAAGAAAGUUUAGGCUGA